Messenger RNA from Plasmodium malariae, 411 nucleotides. RefSeq names its product conserved Plasmodium protein, unknown function. The transcript has a single exon. Gene Ontology annotation, biological process: mitochondrial electron transport, ubiquinol to cytochrome c. Bases 1 to 411 code for a protein of 136 amino acids. NCBI's taxonomy places the organism in Eukaryota, Apicomplexa, Aconoidasida, Haemosporida, Plasmodiidae. The record is from RefSeq and is a predicted model, not a curated record.
AUGGUGAAAAUAUUAUUGCAGGGUCAGAAAUUUUUUGAUACAAAUAGCAAGGUGCUAAAUAUAAAAAAAAACUACAUAUGUUUUCAAAGAAAUUUAAUACGAGAUAAUGUAGUUAAAAAAGAAACCCCCAAAUUUGAACAGAAACCAUUAGGAUCAUAUCCUGUACCUCCUGAGGCAGAAAUGAUGUGGAGAAAUAGACACACAGCAUAUGGUGGGUAUAUUCAACAAACAGUUUCUCCCUUUCAGCAAAAAAUUAUGUACCCUUUUUGGCAUAUGGCUUUGGCUAGAUGGUGGGCAAAAUUUUCUUCCUAUUUAUGGUGGUGGAUUUGGCCAUUUGCAAUCACAAACUUAAUUUUAUGUAAAAUGUUCUAUGACUCGAAGAAGUAUGUGCAGCAGAAGCAUUGGUAUUGA